AUGUCCAAUGGAUUACGGGCGACAUUAAUCGGCGUCACUGGUGUCGCACGCCUGACAUAUGGACAAGAGCAAUCUCCUCCCCACCCCACCCACCCACCGCCUCGAUCGGCGAUCCCCCCCCUUCCCCCUUUCCCCCACCCACCCCUCUUCCCCCCUCCCCUUCCCCCUCCCCCCACCCACCCCUCCUCCCCCCCCCCUUCCCCCUCCCCACCCACCCCUCCUCCCGCCCCCCCUUCACCCAAGUCGUCCUAUCUUCGCCCCUUCCCCUGCCCUCCUCUCUACAGUACCUCCAGACUGGAUUGA
Molecule: messenger RNA, 303 nt
Organism: Closterium sp. Naga37s-1
Lineage: Eukaryota; Viridiplantae; Streptophyta; Zygnematophyceae; Desmidiales; Closteriaceae
Source: the annotation of a GenBank genome assembly